Molecule: messenger RNA, 8123 nt
Organism: Pygocentrus nattereri (red-bellied piranha)
Lineage: Eukaryota; Metazoa; Chordata; Actinopteri; Characiformes; Serrasalmidae
Gene: grk3
Product: G protein-coupled receptor kinase 3
Exons: 21
Coding region: 2237-4303 (688 amino acids)
Biological process (GO): protein phosphorylation; regulation of signal transduction; G protein-coupled receptor signaling pathway
Molecular function (GO): ATP binding; G protein-coupled receptor kinase activity; G protein-coupled receptor binding
Source: RefSeq, a predicted model, not a curated record
ACCCGUCCACGAACAGCAGUAGAGAAACCACUUCACGACGAACGGAGGCUAGAGCGAGGUCUUUAAGCAAGCAGAUACGAACGGAGUCCUUUAGAUAGCUACUUUCGUCAGGAUAAGGAGACAAAAUAUCGGGGCAUUGUUUUCGUUUUGGAGACUUAAUACAAGCGGACUAAGCGCAAAUCGUCUGAGAUUGUACGGAUUUUUAUAAAUUAUGCCGGACGACUGUGUACUGUUGGAAGACUAUUUCAGCCACCCGAAUGCGGAUGCGUUAUGCUAACGGCAGACUCGGGGGUUUCUUGAAGAUGAGAAGCAAAUAUACAGAUGGUUUAUUUUUUUGUUGAUGAAUGUACAGUGAAAGCUGGAUGUGUUACAAUUUAAGAUGUUACCUUGACACGACUUCUAAUUUAAUAUUGUAAGAGCCCAACAGCAUAGACAUAAGUGUUUCGUUAGUUAGCUAACCUACCUAGCCAGCUAAGAGGCGGGUGUCGCUUCUAAGAUAGACAGCUAAGCGUGUUAGCCAUGAAAAUGUUCCGCAAGUGUUAGUUUGUAGUUUUAGAGUACUUAAAAGUUUGUCUAGCCAGGGACAUUGCUGCUGCGGUCAACGUUGCUUUGGCUAGCUAACUAACAAAGUCAGUUUUGCGUGUGCUGACAGCGUACAGUUUGGCGUUGAACACAAACCUGCAGGGGCACGUUUUAAUGCAUGCUUCAUAGGAUUUUUUGUGAGAAACUCGCAAAGCAAGCUAACGUUUUGCUGGCUAUCUGGCUAAUUUCCUUUUCGAGCGCCCCCUCCCCCUCCAUCAGGUAGCCAGUCAUAAAGCAAUAAUAUAAAGCGAAAACGUUAGUUGGCGCGGCAUACCAUUCAGGAAAAGGCCUUAUAAAGCUAAUACUACAGAGUAUUGUGGUCUAAUCGAUAUGUGAUGAGAUUGUUGGAACUGUAAGACGAUUUAAGCUACAACUUUGUGUCACUUAUUUUUAGCGAGGUUUCUUAGCGGCUUGUGAGCUUUAGCAUUUAGUUUGUAAAUAGCCAGUUUGGUUGAGCUUGUAACGUUAACCUACUUGUCCUUCCUCACGGACUCAAUUGGUCGGACGAACAGUUGUCGUAACAACACCCUUCUCUGUUGUCAACCAAGAAAAUGGAGAAGCGGUAGCGUUAGCUGGCUUGAAAGUCGAGAUGCAGUUGCUAGCUAGUACAAUUUUGUGAAAGUUGCAGUUAAUGCCUGUUAAUGCUUAGGUAGUGGCUGUUAAACCAGUCAGCUUACACGCCUGUUUCGCUACCUUUGCAAAACAGGAUAGUUAGCGAGCUAGCUUAGCUAGUUAACCAGAUUGCGUCGCCUCGACAUAGCCUUUAUUUUAUUUUAUUUUUUUUUCAGCAAGGUCUGGUCCGUAACCCACAGGAAACUAACAUUGGCUCCGUCUUUGGCAGAGAAGUAAUUUAUCGGAAGGAGAAGAACAUUUAGUCUGCCGUGAGCUGGUACAUUUGGCAUUGUCUUGUCUUUAAAUUCACUGAAAUUUUGAGCACAUUGUAGUUGCCCAUACGUUUUUGUAAAUCCUUGUGGCGAGCUGGCUUGCUCUUGAUUUUAGCAUAACUUUAAGCUCUGAACUUCCUUUUAAGAAUACGGAUGUUAUAGUUGUGUUCACUGUUAAUCAGAUUGGAUUUUACUGUGCGCUAUUUUUGCACCGCAUCAAAAUUUAAGAGAUCCGGAUGUUAGAAGAGGACUUCAGUUUAUGUCAGGGUUGCAUAGGCUAGCUAUAUUAGCUAGCUAGCUAACAAUAUUUUCAUGUGUGAAUUUACGUUUGCUCACUUAGCUCGAUUUUGACAGUCAUAACCAGCAGGUGGGUUCUCGCAGUAAGCUCGAUGUGAAAGGGGGUGGGGGCCGAAGAAGAAAAAUCGAAUCAAUAGUAUCCAUACUCUUAUAGUAUCUAACUGCGAUUAUUUUGGAAUUGUUGCCCUUUUGUUCAUACAUUUUUUUAAACGAAGCAACUAACCAGCAGACGCCGCUUGCCGUAGAGACGCUGUCUUUUUCCCCUCUUCGCGUGAAUCUUGUAUUAUCUGUCACAAUGACUGUUUUUUGAGAUCGGAAAACCGUCAGGCUCGACUCCAUGCUCACUCCGGACUCCCGCAUUGCCGCUGCCGUCGAGCUAUUUUGCUGUUGAUUCCACCGCCUUCUCAUAUUUGAUUCCCACCGAACCUUUCUGCGCCUGGUUCUGUAUCGAUUCGGUCGACCCGGGGUUGAAGAUGGCGGACCUAGAAGCAGUUCUCGCCGAUGUCAGCUAUUUGAUGGCGAUGGAGAAGAGUAAAUCUACUCCAGCGGCCCGGGCGAGUAAGAAAAUCAUCCUACCCGAACCCAGUAUUCGGAGUGUAAUGCAGAAGUACUUGGAAGAGAGAGAUGAGCUCACUUUUGACAAAAUCUUCAAUCAGCGGAUUGGGUUUCUGCUGUUCAAGGAUUUCUGUAUGAAUGAGAUAGACGAGGCAGUUCCCCAGCUGAAGUUCUACGAAGAGAUUAAAGAGUACGAGAAGCUGGAUUCAGAGGAAGAGAGGCUAAGUCGCAGCCGGCAGAUUUACGACGGCUACAUAAUGAAGGAGCUCCUUUCAUGUUCGCAUCCCUUCUCUAAGACAGCAGUGGACCAUGUCCAAUCUCACCUGGCUAAGAAGCAGGUGCCUCCAUCCCUUUUUCAGCCAUACAUUAUGGAAAUCUGUGACAGUCUGCGUGGGAAGAUAUUUCAGAAGUUCAUAGAAAGCGAUAAGUUCACUCGUUUCUGCCAGUGGAAGAAUGUAGAGCUAAAUAUUCACUUAACAAUGAACGAUUUUAGCGUUCAUCGGAUCAUUGGUAGAGGGGGCUUUGGAGAAGUGUAUGGCUGUAGGAAGGCAGACACAGGGAAAAUGUAUGCCAUGAAGUGUUUGGAUAAGAAGCGGAUUAAGAUGAAGCAGGGUGAGACCCUGGCGCUCAAUGAGAGAAUCAUGCUGUCAUUGGUCAGCACAGGGGACUGUCCGUUUAUUGUGUGUAUGACAUACGCCUUCCACACCCCCGAUAAGCUGUGUUUCAUCCUGGACUUGAUGAAUGGUGGGGAUCUUCACUAUCAUCUCUCCCAGCAUGGAGUCUUUAGUGAGAAAGAAAUGCGCUUCUAUGCAGCAGAGAUUAUCUUGGGCUUGGAGCACAUGCAUAAUCGAUUUGUUGUCUACAGAGAUCUCAAGCCUGCCAACAUCCUCUUAGAUGAGCAUGGCCAUGUUCGCAUCUCUGAUUUGGGCUUGGCCUGCGAUUUCUCCAAGAAGAAACCACAUGCCAGUGUGGGUACACAUGGCUACAUGGCACCAGAGGUCCUGCAGAAAGGGACAGCAUAUGACAGCAGUGCUGACUGGUUUUCUCUGGGCUGCAUGCUGUUUAAACUUCUGCGAGGGCACAGUCCAUUCCGGCAGCACAAGACCAAAGAUAAACAUGAGAUUGACCGCAUGACGCUUACAAUGAAUGUGGAGUUGCCAGAUUCUUUUUCCCCUGAACUUAAGUCUCUGUUGGAAGGAUUGUUACAAAGAGAUGUGGCGAAAAGGUUGGGCUGCCAGGGUCGGGGGGCUCAAGAGGUGAAGGAACAUCUGUUCUUCAAAGGAAUCGACUGGCAGCAGGUUUAUCUCCAGAAGUACUCUCCACCACUGAUACCUCCCCGGGGAGAAGUCAACGCUGCCGACGCCUUCGACAUAGGCUCCUUUGAUGAGGAGGACACCAAAGGCAUAAAGCUACUGGACAGUGACCAGGAGCUAUAUAAGAACUUUCCCCUGGUAAUCUCAGAACGCUGGCAGCAAGAGGUGGCCGAGACUGUGUACGAGGCAGUGAACAGUGACACAGAUAAGAUUGAGGCACGCAAGCGAGCGAAGAACAAACAGCAGGGCCACGAGGAGGAUUAUGCAUUGGGUAAAGACUGCAUCAUGCACGGCUACAUGCUGAAGCUAGGCAACCCUUUCCUGACUCAGUGGCAGCGCCGAUACUUCUAUUUGUUUCCCAACCGUGUAGAAUGGAGAGGAGAAGGCGAGUCUAGGCAAAACCUUUUGACAAUGGAGCAGAUAGUGACUGUGGAGGAGACACAGAUCAAGGACAAGAAAUGCAUCCUACUGAGGAUCAAAGGAGGGAAGCAGUUUGUCCUUCAGUGUGAGAGUGACCCAGAGUUUGUACAGUGGAAGAAGGAGCUGAACGAGGCAUUCACCGAAGCCCAGAAACUGCUACGCCGUGCUCCCAAAGUCAUCGGCAAGGGCAGGGCUGGUGUGGUGGAACUUUCCAAACCACCGCUUACACAUCGCAAUAGCAACGGCCUGUGAACCAUCACCGCCACCCCACCAUUCUCUAUUGGCCCCUCGUCCCCUCCCACCCAUCCACCCAUAAUCCACAUAUCCUCACACUCACUCACACACACACGAGUACGCACUAUGUCACCUGUUCCUAUAAUCACAAAUGCUCCCCCAUGUGCUCAUUCAGGCUUCUAAAGAUGAACCUCCACCACUGGAGGGUUCUGCUGGACCAUUUAACAGUCGUUUCUGUUCUGUUCUACAGGCGCACACAUUUGCAACUUGACACGCUGGGGUGGUUACCACUCCAAGAUAAUGUUAAAGGACCAUUGAUGUCAGUGCUGAUCUAGGAGUAUAUGUUGACUAGUAUGUACACUCAAGUGGGGCAGACUGAGACUUUCUGCCUUUUUUUCUGGACUUUUCUCCCCCUGCUAAACUCCCACCCCCUCCUUUUGCAUCUGUGAAGCUCCUCCUCAUCCAAGGCUUUUUCCCCCCAGGCAUCAACUGUCCUGCAGCCAGCCACACAUGUACAUAGACUGAAAUGUGAUGCUGUGGGGAGCUAAAUCCUAUGCCUUUGCCAUUUAUUACUUCUGCUGUGAAUGUGUGGGCUGAACUUAUCACUUUAGAGCUCUCUGUGUGAAGAUGCAGAUAGUAGAUCCUUACAUGCAAGACAGUGUGUAGGAUGCUGUUGUAGGGCAAUAUUGAGAUCUCUGCAGUGCAAGCUGGUAGGACCUCUUUCUGUCUGCCUUAGGAAGUCAUCUGAAGUUGAAUGAAAUUACAUCCUUCAAAAUAUGGAGAUCUAAUCAAAUGAAAGCAUGUCUCAUGAAAUGGCUUUUAAGAUGUCCCUUCUCUUGUCUUGUCAUGGCCCUUUUUGGAUUAGCCAAGGCCACCUUAUUGAUUGGCCCAUUCGUUAAAGAUAUGCUGUCUGACCCAUCUUUUCAAUGUUGCUGACUCACAGUGUGACUAAACAGAACUCAUCUUACAGGUUUUAUGUUUUGCAAAUGGACCACAUAAAUGGAUGCUGAUUAGUGGACUGUGGUGGUUAGGUCAUUAGCCAUCGCGCUCCCUACCUCCCUCCUCUCUGCUUGAAUUGGCUCCUCCCUAACUUCCUGAGUGUGCUAUAGGUGACGGAGAUUCAGGAAAGCAGUAAGAGUAGCACUCUUUCUUGAGUUGAGAGUAAAUAAGGUGUGAUUGACUGAGGGUAGUUUUUGGUAUUCAGCUCCUGAGAGACCAAAUUGAGUUACUGUGGCUGAGUGAGUGCUUGCAUGCAGUACUAUGGUGUGUGUGUGUGUGUGUGUGUGUGUGUGUGUGUGUGUGUGUGUGUGUGUGUUAAUUUGUUCAUUCACAAGAAAAAAAUGUACCUUAAAAGCAGGUGGCCCAUGCAAGUGUCAGCAGGAAACAUUCCCAUCACCCCCCCCACCCCCCACCCCCCGAUUUCGCUGCUUCCCUUAAUGCCCCAAACCUUAAAAACCCACAUACUGAAGUGCAAAAAGUGCCAACAGGAAAAGUACUUAAAUAAACAUUUUACUUAAGAGACCUGAGGAUUCUUCACAACAAGCCUGCUUGAUUCUGGCUAGGCUCCACUGCAGAUAUCAGAAUGGAAAUGGACUCCAAGAAUGGAGCACAAUAUAGCAGCAGAGGUGCAGGAUCAUGACAUGAGAGCACCAAAAAACUGCAUCUCCAGUUCUCCAUUCAAAAGGACCUCCUUCAGGAAUGGACUUUGAAACAGUGGCACCGGUCUGAUGGACAAAAACAUGGCGAUUUUAGUCUGGGGACCACUUGAAAGAAAUUGAGCAGCAUAAGAGUCCUAACCCAACUGUACAUAAGAACCUUUCCUUUCUCUGUGCAUCUACAGUAUACUCUUCUUGAAAAUGUUUGCAUAUAUGGGGAAUCGUCUGUCUGCCUGUCUGUGUUUCUGUCCCUAUGUCUCGGCUUGGGGGAUAGUGGGGGUGGGUUCCGUUUGGCCACUUUCAGUCAGUCAGUGUGCAUACCUCAGGAUGAGACAGAUACAUCAGUGUGGAAGUCCAAAAGAACUAGUGGCUUAUCUCAUAGUGAGGUGCACAAGGUUUUUAAUCUGUGUUUCCCCAACAGAAGUCUCUGAGACGCCCUGCAUAUGUCGAUCCGUGUUGGCAUUAUCCAUCUGCAGGCAGACAGACUGUUAAUCAAAGACAGAAGUGUGUUUGUGUGUCAGUGUCCUAUGCCCAGUGAGGAAAUUCACGCAGGCGUUUGAGAAGGUGAAUGGAUAGAGAUGGUAGGGGGGGGGGGUAACUUUAAACCAUUCAUUGUAAUGCUUGAUUUCAGUAUAGUUUUAAUUUUUAUAUUGUUUUGAAUGUGACAAUGCAGAUUUCUAUAGAUUACUUAUUUUUGAAGUAUGUACUUUUUCUUUUGACUGGCUAAUAAUAAGCACAGUAAAAAGGCAUAAAAAGGCAGUUUUGAAUGCAAUUUUAGUUUUUUUUUCCCUUUUUUUUUCUUUGUAUAUUUCAGGUUUCUCCAUGCAGUAAUGUUUUUUUAAAGUGAUUUCUUGUCCAUGCAUUUUGAACGGAAACUUUGAUUUGCAUGUGACCCUGGGUUUUGCUAAGAAAUUGCAGGGUUUGGGAUUAAUCUGUUUUUGUAGCCUUUAAGUGUUGAGGAGGUGCCAUCCUUAAGGAAGAUAUUUUUCAGCCCUUCAAGGGACUUAUUUUGAAACCAAAAUGGUUUGGAUGUUUGAAUUAUCACUGCACUUUUUAACCACCGACUUCACAAGCUGACAAAAAUGUGCCAAACAACUGUAUUAGAAGAUUGUCCUGAACCAAUGAAAUACUCCUUUUAUGGCGUAGCCCUCACUGACCACAGUUCACCCUCUCCAUUCCCUGCAUUUUAAGGCCAAAACUGGUACGUUUUUACGAGUGAACAAAAGUGUGUGUUGAGGAAGGGCACAAAUUGUGACCAAAUUUAAGUGAUCCAGCAGGCUGGGAGAGACCCUGACAAGAUGGUCUCUGAUGGACUGAAAAGUAGCUAGCCUCCAAGCUACCAGCGAUCACUGGUACCUGUAGAAACAUUUACCUUAACUCACCCAGUUCUUAAAGACUGUGGCACCUCCACCAAUCCCAAAUAUUCACGUUUUAUUCAGGGGUUUUAUAUUUUAUUUUAAUGGUAGGUUGUCAUUCACUAUUUUAAUGUUGGCUUCUUUUCAAAUGCUUGUGUGUCUGUCCGUAGAGGUGAAUUUGUCUGGCAAACACGGAUUUCAAAAUGAUUGACAAAAUAAGUAACAGAGGACAGUAAAUAGGAAAAAAACUAACGAAGUAAAUAUAUGUGUAUGUGAAAUGACAGAUGAGUUAGGCUUAUUUAAAAGAAACAACAUAGAAACAAAAAAAUGUCUUGGGAUGGGAUUGGGUUUGAUGUGAGUUUCAAAUAUUUGUGGUGAAGAAUCAGCUCAAAUCUUGCACAUAAGUUUAGAUAGUGUACUUAUGACUUACAGAUUAUUAUUUUUGUCUGUUUAAUGCAAGAUUCUCUUGCUCUCUUUCAUAUUUAUUGUCAGGUUGGGGAGCUAGCCCCUCUGUGCUAAGAAUCCAUGUAUCUGGGUUUCAAUAGAGCACAGAGCUGUAGAAGAUUCCGGUUUACAGUCACCAGAACAUUUUUUCUUUUUUUUUGUUUUUUGGGUUUUUUUUUUUGUGCCGCAAAUAAACGCAAAUACUACUGUCUGGGGGUAUUACAGUUAAGGUUGUUGUUGUUGCUGUUGUUGUUAUUAUAAUUAUUAUUAUUAUUGAUGAAGAUACUCAAUGAAUGAAUUUUUUUUCCUUCCCAGAGAAGCUAGGAACAUGUGUUGAACUGCCCAUUAAAAACAGUUCAGAAAUAAAAGCCCAUUUUCCGUGUU